AUGCAGCCCGUUACCUACCUAGGGAUGCUCUUCUUCAUCUCAGCGUCGGCUCUCGCCGCGCCGCAUCACCACCACAACCACCUUCAACGACACAGAGAUCGCGUCGCUACACAUGCACAUAUCAAGCACGACCACGCGAUGUUGGCGAAAAGAGCAGAGCAGAUCAGAGUGGACUCUUCGAAGGCUGCCCAGGCAGAAACGCAAGAUUGGUCCGCGGAAAAACAACCGAGACAGUCGCCGUCAGAAGAGGGCCCGAUUGUAACGCUAUGGGAACAAACGACCGGGCCCAAGACCGCCGCGGCCGGGGCCGAAGAGGUCGUAAUACGAUCUUCCGAGCCGAUGGCCGUCCGCGGGGAGGCGUACGGGAGAAGCAAGGUUGCGGCGCACGGCGACGUCGGGCUGGAGCAUGCGGUGGAAGGUCUCGACAGCCGGCACAUGAAUGCGGCGACGCGGUUGUUGCUGGCUCAUGCCGCUAGGAAACACCAUUAG
This is a messenger RNA of Colletotrichum karsti, 489 nucleotides long. RefSeq lists its product as uncharacterized. Bases 1 to 489 code for a protein of 162 amino acids. The record is from RefSeq and is a predicted model, not a curated record. The transcript has a single exon. Lineage: Eukaryota; Fungi; Ascomycota; Sordariomycetes; Glomerellales; Glomerellaceae.